UUGAAGUGGCGCCGAGAGCGCGCCCGGUACUCCUCUCUGUCGGGUUCUGAGGACGUCGCCCGAUUCGAUCGGUGCGGCGCGGCAUGGCCAACUUUGACGAGGUGUACCGAGAACCUUUUGAGCGCUGCCUCACUCGCUUUCGCGACCAGCUAAUCCCGACUAGAUUGCGGGAUCUCCAGAGGGACGGCCGUGUCGUGAUCGACAACUUCUUGGGGCGGGGAUGGGCUCUGGCGCUGCUCCAAGAGAUGCGCUGGCUGCAUGGGCAAGGGCUGAUGCGGCCGAACGAGACACAGUUCUCGCACCCGAACGGGCAGCGGCUGCAAUUUUCCAAGCCCAACAUCUUCGAAGUCGACCUGCAUGAUGAAUCCAUCCGCAACAGGCUGCCGGAGAUGAACGCCCUGUUUCACCAAGAAGCGCUCGUGGAGGCCCUGGCGGCCGCAUUUCCCGAAGGCUUGAGGCUCGCGCGCGGCACUCAAGGGAGGACUCUGAAGCUGCAACGGAACGCAGGUUCAGGGGGCUGCUUUCCGUUGCAUUACGACAAUCCCGGUCCUCCGAACAAGCGGGCGCUGACCUGCCUCCUGUACCUGAACCCGAGCUGGAAGGAAGGGGACGGAGGGGAAGUUUGUCUUACGCCGUUUCUCCAGAAAGAGGAGGCGAUAGCUCCUCUGCUCGACCGUCUGGUCAUAUUUCGGAGCGAUCGCGUGCUGCACAGGGUGCUCCCGUGCAACGCCGAGCGCUUCAUGCUGACGGUGUGGAUAGACUCGCCCGACGUCAACCCGCCGGAGGAGUCCACGCUUAGAAUAUCUCGAUCACAGCUCGAUGACUGGCUAGGGUUUUGCGAGUUCUUGAGGAACUCCCCGGUGCAAAGAGUGCUCUCGCGGGGCGUGUACGAGGAACAGUACGAGGAGUCGCUCCGUGACUGCAUGGCCGGAGCGGAGGGGUACGAGGAAAUGCUCGGCGCACACCGGUCCCUGGUGUCUGGGCUGAAGAAGAACAGGGCGCUUCACGGGAUCAUCGAGCGUCUGAGACAAACCGCGGCUUUGGCCGACCUGUCAUGAUCGGGUCAAAGUAGCUCACUGCUGUUUUGCCGUAUUCAUGGUGCCUGAUUUUUUUUUUUCGUUUUGUUGUGUUUUUUUGUGGGCCUUUUUGUCGUUGAUUCCGUCCGGCACAUCAACUCCCAUGGUGCACACGAGGGCUCAUCCUUGUGUACUACCAACCAGUAUGCUCUUGUUGUUGGUGUUUAUUCUUUCCUUCGUAACAUUUGACGGAUCUUUUGACCACUACCAAAGUAUUUAGUGGAGUCGAACACUAAUCUAAAGACAACAGACUGCCUCACUGUAAGUGUGUUCCCGAAGUGGCUCGAGGGUGUUUGGUCGAGAAAUGGAAAAGACCGCACGCGUAGUUGCGAAGUGGUUCAAGAGAAGAUUCAAACCUCCCGCGUCUGGGGGAGUUACCUUUUCCUGGGAGGGCGAAGAGGCGCUUCGGUACCACCCGGCGCCCGGCAUGUGAUGAGCCCCCACCCUAAUCAUCACAACAGCCGCUACAGGGGGUCGUCCUCAGUUGCUGUUCGUUUUCUCUCUACGUUCGAAGGAUAAGGAUUGAUUUUUCUUUCGCCCCAUCUGCUGUAGGCGCCAAUUUUGUUGGACAGCAACUUCUCAACCUCCGCGGAGCAGUUUACUGUUGGUAUGGAGCAACUGUAGGAGCGUUGUGUGGCACUAGGUAGGCUGUUUUUCUAUUCGAAACUUUGUCACUGUCGGUGAGGGGGGGAGGGAAUGCUGAUUCAGCAGCUAGCUGUGGUAUUGGUGUGUACCCACGUGCACGUGCAAAAAGCCAGGUAGAAGUAGGACAAAAGCAAGAGAUAGAUGAAGUAUUAUCUGUGAGUGGCACCAAGAGCGGCGGAACGCUAUUCUAUAACGGAGUACGUCCUGCGUCAAAUAUUCUGUCAUCUACAUUUUACCAUACAUGCCAGAUACGGAGUAACUCCCCUGUGCAAUCCAUGUGGGAGCACGCCGAAUAUUUUCCGCUCUCCGGAACAGGCGUUACGAGCCAUUUGAAGAACAAGCUGGAUAGGGAGAGGAGAAGCGUGUGAGAGCGAUUUAAGGAAGCCCAGCCCUAGCAGCCAGCUUUUGCUUGGGUACGGAGGAAAGCAAAACCAUGCCGGCUAAGCCUGCAGGGGAGGGUUUGGCCAACCGGGCCGCGAAGCCGGCGGGGGCAGCGGGGGCAUCAAUGGCAAAGCGGUGCGGCACGCCCUCAGCGUCCGGCAGCGGGAGCACGCGGAGCUGCGGCCAAGGGGGGGAACAACCAGCAGGGCAUCAUGCGGUUCUAUACGGAUGACGCCCCCGGCCUACGCAUCGGCCCCACGGUGGUGUUAGUAUUUUCGUUGGCGUUCAUCGGCUGUGUCGUACUCCUUCACAUCUGGGGCAAGUUCAAGGGAUGAUUUGAUUUUUUAUUUUUUGUCAUUUGAGUCUUUGCACUGGCGUGUGCCACGCGGCACCCACCUGGCCAAGGCACGGGAUAGUAGAAAUCUGGGGGGCGGGGAGGGCGAGGUAUACGUGUAUGAUGUCGUGCCUUUGCGGAGGGAGCACUUUUCCUGCGGGUUUUGGGGAGUUAGGGCAAAGCAAGCGUGUCUUGUGUUCGGCUGCAGAGUUUGCAUGCGCCAGCAGCAUGGUAACUGGGAAGAUGUUGGCGUUUCUUUGUGUGUUCCCCACCUUGCUUUCGGCUGGUGGGUUUGGCGAGGGGAAGAUGCCUCGACGUAUCACCAAUGAGCACCGAAGAAGACAAGCGAAAGUCUCUUGCUGGUAGGAAGCAAGGCGUGCGGAAUUGUAGUGCAGCCUUUUGCGUUGAUAACCUUCACGCCCCCCCCCCCUCCUUGCCACCUUUGGGAAAGUAGAAGGAACUAUUGGCCAUCGGUGAUCGGUCCUGUGGGGACAAUGCUCCGUCCUCUAGAGGACGCGUGGUCAAUGGUCUAACCUCUACGGCAUGCAAAACAUUAGAGUACCCCCUCCCUCCCUUUCCGGGGUGAGGGGGAUGGCGGGCAAAAAUACAACUACCGGCCCCCGGUGUUCUCGAGCGGUGGUUGGCGCUAGCUAGUCAAAUAGAGUGCGAGCUUUGACUGCGGGCGCGGGAGUGCCCAUGCGCUAAUACAAGAAGAUAUGUAGUCCGAGAGUUGCUUACCUGCACUGCACUUUUUUCGCCCGACCUGACGAGGGGAAGACCCAGCAGAUUGGGCGAGGAAUAGGCUGGAGAACUGUCCUGAAAAAGGCGAUUGUUACCGUCAUC
Molecule: messenger RNA, 3279 nt
Organism: Ectocarpus sp. CCAP 1310/34
Lineage: Eukaryota; Phaeophyceae; Ectocarpales; Ectocarpaceae
Source: the annotation of a GenBank genome assembly